Molecule: messenger RNA, 2477 nt
Organism: Strigops habroptila (Kakapo)
Lineage: Eukaryota; Metazoa; Chordata; Aves; Psittaciformes; Psittacidae
Gene: PPP1R42
Product: protein phosphatase 1 regulatory subunit 42
Exons: 8
Coding region: 488-1441 (317 amino acids)
Molecular function (GO): protein binding
Source: RefSeq, a predicted model, not a curated record
UAAUGAAGAGUACUGUAGCUUUAUACCACUUCUCAAAGCCUGUAAAGCCUGCUAUACAGAGUGAUGUGUUUUCUAACUAAUAAUUAGGUUAUGAGCUGCCAUUAAUCACUUAUUUAUGUUUGAGAAUUACUUCAGUUGUGGGCCAUUUUGCUCAGAUUUCUAUAUCAAAAAGAUGAAGACUAGGGUACAACCUACUUAAGCACACUGAAACAGCAAAUGGAAUAUAACAGUUUGGGAACAUGGCAGCAAAAAAGAGGUAGGGUUUUAUAAGCAGCAAAGACUAUCUAUAAAUGUGUCACUAAGCAAAAAGGGAAUUGGUGAGGAAACAUCAGAUUUGAAGUAUAUACGUAAGCUUUGCUGAAGAUCUGGGAUACAAGUAUAACAUUUUCCUUUUUCAUUUUUAAGGCAUUUGAUAAAGCUACCUACAAGAGCACAUGGAAUAUGCUAUUAAAAGAAGUGCUAGAGCACUUUGGCCUGCUACAGAAUCAUGGUUCGACUGACAGUGGACCUAAUUGCUAAAAGCAUCAGUCACAAGAACCGCAGUGAAGAGGACUUUGGGCAGUACCUGCGAAAAAUAACUCAUCUGAAUUUAUCAGCUAAAAAUAUAGAUGCAAUUGGUGACCUCUCUUUGUGCAAAAAUCUUAGAGUUCUAUAUUUAUAUGAUAACCAAAUCAGUCAAAUCCAGAACUUGGACUUUGCUUCAAAUAUAACGCACCUUUACCUUCAGAACAAUUGUAUUUCCUGUAUGGAAAAUCUCUCAUCACUGAAAAAACUUGAAAAGCUGUACCUGGGGGGCAACUACAUCACUGUAGUAGAGGGUUUGGAUAAAAUAGAAGAAAUAAGGGAACUACAUAUUGAAAGCCAGCAUCUCCCCCAUAGUGAAAAGCUGCUGUUUGAUCCAAGAUCUCUUAGGUCCCUGGCAAAAUCUUUGUCUGUGUUGAAUAUCAGCAGUAACAACAUUGAUGAAUUAGAAGAACUGGCAGUUUUGGAAAAUCUUUCUUGUCUUAGAGCAGUUGACAAUCAACUUCGACAUAUGAAGGAUUUGGAGGUUGUAUUAAACAAAUGGACAAAGCUGCGCAGAAUGGAACUUACAGGAAACCCCAUCUGCAACAAGCCAAAGUACAGGGACAGGAUUGUAGUACAGUCACGAACUUUAGAAUCCCUUGAUGGGAAAGAAAUUAAAGAAAUGGAAAGACAGUUCCUAAUGAAUUGGAAAGCCUCCAAAGCUGCCAGGAAAACAAAUAAAGAAAGAAUGACAAAUGAGCAGGCAGCCCAUCUACAUUUAUCUGACUUUGAAACACUUUAUCCUGUUCUUCCCUUUCACUACAGUCACUCUGUGAAAGGAAAACCAGAUUUUUUAGUUUUGUCUGAGAUGCAGAAAGCUGUAAGAAAACCUCUGCCAAGAAUCCUGGGGAAAAAAAUAAGUCAGACAAAAACUUAGGCUGAGGAAGAAUCUGAAGUAACAGCAGAAGUUGAAUGCUAAAACCCAGAAGUUACAGGAUGUGAAGAUUUGGCUUGGAUUUUUAUUUUAUUUAUUUUUUCCCUCAAAGCUUACAAAGAAAGGUACUGGCAUCUCUUUGGAUAUGUUAUCUGUGUCUUUGUAAUCUCAAAACCUGACAAAAUGAAUCAUAGAAUCAUAGAAUACCAGGUUGAAAGGGACCUCAAGGAUCAUCUGCUUCAACCUUCCUAGGCAAGCAUGACCUAGACUAGAUGCCCCAGCACCCUGUCUAGCCAAAUCUUAAAAGUAUCCAACUCCAUGGAAUCCACCACUUCUCUGGGGAGAUUAUUCCAAUGGCUGAUUGUUCUCAUUGUGAAAAAUUUCCCUCUUGUGUCCUGUCGGAAUCUCCACAGUGGAGUAUGCUGAACUUAACACUGCCUUUUAAGAGCAUUCAAAAACAUAAGGGGGCUGCCUAUUUAUUUAGAAGCAGUGCUUUGUACUGAAGGCACCUAAAAACAUCCGCACAUGGUAGGGUAAACCGGUUACCUAGUUCUUACAGUUCCUCAAGAAAGGAGUUGUUCUUAACCAGUGUCUUACCUAGUUUGUGACCUGAAUACCUGAGGAGCUGCUUCUUUCUAUACUCUUAGCAAUUAUGCAGAGGCAUGCUUACAAUCUCUUACUUCAAGAAGAAAGUAGCUAUUAGCACAUGGUUUUUGAGAAGAUCUGUAGUCCUAAAAAGUAAUUUCCAUCCUUUGGAUUUUUCCAAGUUCUGGUGAAUAAUGUGGAAUAGUUAGAGAGGAAGGUACAAGAAGAUUAAUGAUGCCUGUGCUGAUUAAUUUUUGGAUCGGGCGUAUUACACAUUCAUUUUAACUCAAAUUCUGUUUUAAGUAACUGGGACUUGAGUUUGGCUGCUUUGUACUGGUUUGAGUGAUUAAAUGAAUGUUCAAGACUCCUGAUAUAGGAAAAUUCCAAACAUACAGAUAAGGAAAGGAAAGCCCAGAUUGUAAAUUGCCCCUGGAAUAAAACCUUUCCUAAUGGA